AUGGGCCACGCUUCAGAUGUCGCCGUCCCAAGAAACAGUGGUGCUGAACGAGGCUCACCCAUUACGUGCCCUGCAGACGUUACUGGUCGUGGGGAAAGGUAUGAGGUUAUCGAUGAUGAGAACAGCACUCUCCCAUCCGAAACUGGCGUAAAUGCAGGCUGGGGACCCCCGCUUAGCGCAAUCGCACUCCCGAACUCGUAUAUGUCCGCAGACAGCUCGACAGGGGAUUCUACGGCAGAUGCAUGGUACUCGAUGCCGUGGGCUACGGAACCAUACUCGUGGGAGACGUUGCCCGCAUCUUUCUGGGGUUGGACCUGGUCUCAAGCCGACAAUGUGACCGCGUCCGAGACCGACGGUCCCUCUUUUGAUGCACCGGACCCUAUUCCCUCGUCCGAUGCACUCGGGCUCUCUUAUAUCCUAGCAACUGCGCCACCGAGCUUCCCAAGAUUUCCUCGCUUGCAGAAUAUUGAGGACGGCAGCUUGGCGCUCCCGGCUGAGUCUCCAAUGUUACCGCGUCCCUGGGAUCCACUGGCGCCUGUUUCCACAGCAUUGCCCAUGACGGACUUCCACCGCCGCAGCUUGCAUCAACAACCAUUUGCGCCCAUCCCUGUUCGGAACAUCGAGUCAACAGUACCUCCAUGGCUACCGACUAUGGUGGAUUACCAGGGAAGUGAAGUCAUCCCGUUCGAUAACGUCGGUGCCAGCAGACAGGAGUCAUCGUGUCAUGUCACGGUGUCGGAAGGCCAGGUCGAGCAUCGUCACUCGACCUCGGUAUGUGGCUUCAAUGCUCACAAGAAACGGGAACCGUUUGUGUAG
Molecule: messenger RNA, 816 nt
Organism: Aspergillus luchuensis
Lineage: Eukaryota; Fungi; Ascomycota; Eurotiomycetes; Eurotiales; Aspergillaceae
Exons: 2
Coding region: 1-816 (271 amino acids)
Source: RefSeq, a predicted model, not a curated record